Messenger RNA from Eutrema salsugineum, 2289 nucleotides. RefSeq names its product G-type lectin S-receptor-like serine/threonine-protein kinase At4g11900. Lineage: Eukaryota; Viridiplantae; Streptophyta; Magnoliopsida; Brassicales; Brassicaceae. Gene Ontology annotation, molecular function: protein serine/threonine kinase activity; ATP binding. The record is from RefSeq and is a predicted model, not a curated record. Gene Ontology annotation, biological process: protein phosphorylation; recognition of pollen.
AUGGAUAGCUGCAAGAAGAACAUGCUCUUUGUAUCCACCUACGGAUUCUUGACGAUGUUCAUGUCUCUCCAAGUUUCUUCUUCAACUGGCACAAUCUCUAACUUAAGUUAUCUUUCAAUGUUCGAUACCAUUGUUUCUAGUGGUGGUGUCUUCGAACUCGGUUUCUUUUCUGGCUCAUAUGUUGAAGCCUAUUUGCUUCAUAGUGGUAAUCUAGUGCUGAGAGAUGGGCCUAAUUCAUCCGCCAAUGUGUCGUGGCAGAGUUUUGAUGAUAUCUCGGAUACUUGGCUUCCUGGUGCUAAAAUACUCCAGUGGAGCAACUACAUAAGAGGAAGCAAUUGUCUCACUUCUUGGAACACCUUGGAAGAUCCAUCACCUGGUCGUUACUCUCUUGAGUUUGACAAUAUUAAUAGAGACUCUCUCGUCAUGGUUUCAAAUGGAUCUAAAUCAUACUGGUCGAGUGGGGCAUUGGAUGAUCAACUUAGCCUAUUCAAGCAAUCUACAGAAAUGAGUUUCAAUCGUAGCUUGAGCUUUGAAUUAAAUGUGACUGAGUCGUCCAUCACAUAUUCAGUACGUAGCCAAAACCCAUUUCGUUUGGUUAUGGAUUUUUCAGGACGGCUAAGGGCGUACACUUGGGUUGAGAAGUACAAAAGGUGGAAUUCUCCUUGUACUGUACCUAGCCAUAUAUGUAAGGCUAAUCGUUUAUGUGGGUCGUUUGGGAUCUGCAACGAGCAUUCAAAUUCAACCUGCGAAUGUAUUCCUAUCCCAAGACGAACAGACUCUAAUGAUACAUCUGGUAGAUGUGUAAGCGAAACCUAUUUAACCAAAUGUGGCAAAGGAAAUGACAAGUUUCUUCCUCUUCGGAACAUGAAACUAGCCACUUAUCCAGAAGAAAGGGUUUUGACAAAAACCUUUCCAACUACAUGUGACUCAGCUUGCCUAGCUGAUUGUAGUUGCAAGGCCUAUGCGUAUGAUGGGAACAAGUGCUUGAUUUGGGAAGGAGAUAUCUUCAAUCUCCAACAACUUGAUGCAAGUAACCGAGGAAAGACGUUUUAUGUCAGAUUUAAUAAUGACACUGAAAUUGUGAAUUCGAGGAAUGCAUCAAGGGCAAAACAUCGUAAAGUAGAGAUGUCUAAAGUCAGAAACAUUGUGCUACCCGUUUUACUAACACUAGUAGCAGCUGCUGCGAUUUCUAUUAGUUGGUAUUGUUACUUUUCAUCUAUACAGAGAGGCAAAAGAGCACCAAAAGACAAAAAGCAGAGCAAUGAGAUACCGGAAGAAGGCAUAAUUGAUGAUGGGGAACACAUGUUUUACCUAAAUUUACAUGAUAUAAUGGCUGCAACGAAUAAUUUUUCAGAGGAAAACAAGUUAGGAGAAGGUGGUUUUGGUCCGGUCUAUAAGAGAAAUCUACCUAAUGGCAUUGAUGUGGCGAUCAAAAGGUUGUCAAAAAAGUCAAGCCUGGGUUUGAUAGAGUUCAAGAACGAAGUGGUUUUUAUCAUAAAACUUCAACACAAUAACCUUGUGAGGCUUUUAGGAUAUUGCGUGGAAGGAGACGAAAAACUCCUUAUCUACGAGUAUAUGUCCAAUACAGAGCUUUGGGGCAUGCAUAUAGAUCCACUUAAAUCCAAGUAUAUGGAUUGGGAGAAGCGUAUGAAAAUAGUAAUUGGGACUACAAAAGGUCUUCAAUAUCUGCAUGAAGACUCUCGUCUAAAGAUCAUCCAUCGAGAUCUUAAGGCAAGCAACAUUCUUCUUGACGAUGAGAUGAAUCCCAAGAUUUCAACCGCAAGGAUCUUUGGUUGCAAACAGAUCGAUGACAGCUCCGAAAGAAUUGUCGGGACAUUCGGCUAUAUGUCACCGGAAUAUGCGUUAGGCGGAAUGAUUUCGGAGAAAUCAGAUAUAUUUAGCUUUGGAGUACUGUUAAUAGAGAUCGUAUCAGGCAAAAAGGCGACCAGGUUUCUUUAUAACGACCAAAAACACAGAAUUAUUACUUAUGCAUGGGAAUCUUGGUGUGAGACAAAAGGUAUAAGCAUUGUAGAUGAAGCAUUAGGUGAUUCGUAUCCUUUAAAAGAAGUGAUGCGGUGCGUUCACAUCGCGCUUCUUUGCGUUCAUUAUCAUCCAAAAGACAGGCCGACGAUUUCGAAAAUUGUGUAUAUGUUGAGCAACGAUCACGAUCUCCCAAUUCCAAUUCAGCCAACGUUCACAAACGUGCUGAACAGCAAUCAACGGUUAGUGCCGUCUGAUUAUGUGUUCUCUAUUAACGAAGCAACACAAUCAACAAUGGAAGGACGAUGA